Gadus chalcogrammus (walleye pollock) is the source of this 1155-nucleotide messenger RNA. It is a transcript of the gene psmb12, whose product is annotated as proteasome 20S subunit beta 12. The coding region runs from base 301 to 945 and encodes 214 amino acids. Gene Ontology annotation, molecular function: threonine-type endopeptidase activity. The record is from RefSeq and is a predicted model, not a curated record. Lineage: Eukaryota; Metazoa; Chordata; Actinopteri; Gadiformes; Gadidae. The transcript is spliced from 6 exons. Gene Ontology annotation, cellular component: proteasome core complex.
AAAAAAACACCUAAACGGUCAGUCCUCGUGGCCUACGCAGUUUGAUUUAAACCGUUUCACUUUCACUUUUGAAGUUCCCGAUAGAGAGUCGACGCGAAACUCGGUGAUAUAAUUCAUUUCCCGACCCUUCGUGAGACAGGAGACCCGCUCCAGCAGCUUACCGUUCCGUCAGGUCGAAGCUGAAGCCGGGGCUUGGGGGCUGCAGGGGGCUGCGGAGGAGACUCAUCUCACCGCCGAAGAGACUCAUCAGGACCGGGAGCUGUUCCGUCAAGCUGCUCUGUCUGGAGGAGGAGUGACAACAUGGAGCACGACGCGGCGGUCAGGGGAGUCAGCACCGGGACCACCAUCAUGGCCGUGACCUUCGACGGCGGCGUCAUCAUCGGAUCGGACUCGCGGGCCACCAUGGGGGGGGAGACGGUGUCGUCUAAGACCAUCAACAAGCUGGUCCAGGUGCACCAAAGGAUCUUCUGCUGCAUGGCCGGCUCGCUGGCCGACGCCCAGGCCGUCCUGAAGACCGCCAGCUUCCAGCUCAACCUGCACAGUGUUCAGAUGGAGGCUCCUCCCCGGGUGAUAGCAGCAGCCUCUCUGCUGAGGAAGCUCUGCUACCACAACAAGGACGAGCUCCAGGCUGGCUUCAUCACGGCCGGCUGGGACCCUCAGAAAGGCCCGCAGGUCUACGUGGUGUCUCUUGGGGGCAUGCUGAUCAGUCAGCCGUUCACCAUCGCCGGCUCCGGCAGCACCUACAUCUACGGCUACACCGACGCCAAGUACCGCCCCCACAUGACCCGGGAGGAGGGGCUGCAGUUCGUCACCAACGCUCUGGCCUUGGCCAUGGGCCGGGACAAUGUCAGCGGGGGCGUGGCCCACCUGGUGGUCAUCACGGAGGAGGGGGCGGAGCAUGUAGUCAUCCCCGGCAACAAGCUGCCCAAGUUCCAUGACGAGUGACGGAGGCCGGGGAUCGGAGGGCCUCCCGUUCCAGAGACCGAGCCCGCCCUCACACGGACCACAGAACACGGCUUGAUGAGGACUCAAUAGAGGGCCAAAGAGUUCACUACAUUAAAGCCUUCGGUUGGGUGACGUCUUCAGUCUGGGAGGGUUCUGUGUCAAGUGUGUGUUUGUGUCUGUUGCCUAUAAAUUCAAAAUUGGUCUAAAUGU